Molecule: messenger RNA, 1497 nt
Organism: Sapajus apella (tufted capuchin)
Lineage: Eukaryota; Metazoa; Chordata; Mammalia; Primates; Cebidae
Product: cytochrome P450 4F22-like
Exons: 5
Biological process (GO): ceramide biosynthetic process
Cellular component (GO): endoplasmic reticulum membrane
Molecular function (GO): oxidoreductase activity, acting on paired donors, with incorporation or reduction of molecular oxygen; heme binding; monooxygenase activity
Source: RefSeq, a predicted model, not a curated record
AACCGCCGCUCCAAGGCAGCGGCAAAACCGCCUCGCCGGCCUCAAGAGUCGUGCUGGCGACACGUGGGGCUCCUCCGCUGGGAAUCUCCUGUAUGUGUGUGUGUGUGUGUUUGGGGGAGGUGGUGUCAUGGUGGCUCGGCCUCUAAUUAUAUCUCCAUUGUCCCCAGGGACGAUCUGACUCAGCUGCCCUUCACAACUAUGUGCAUUAAGGAGAGCCUGCGCCAGUACCCACCUGUCACUCUUGUCUCUCGCCGCUGCACAGAGGACAUCAAGCUCCCAGAUGGGCGCAUCAUACCCAAAGGAAUCAUCUGCGUGGUCAGCAUCUAUGGGACCCACCACAACCCCACAGUGUGGCCUGACUCCAAGGUGUACAACCCUUACCGCUUUGACCCGGACAACCCACAGCAGCGCUCUCCACUGGCCUAUGUGCCCUUCUCUGCGGGACCCAGGAACUGCAUUGGACAGAGCUUCGCCAUGGCGGAGAUGCGCGUGGUCGUGGCACUAACGCUGCUACGUUUCCGCUUGAGCGUGGACCGAACGCGCAAGGUGCGGCGGAAGCCGGAGCUCAUCCUGCGUACGGAGAACGGCAUCUGGCUCAAGGUGGAGCCGCUGCCUCCGCGGGCCUGAGCGGAUCCCCGCGGUCCAGGCCCCGCCCAGACAGGCCAAGGCCCCGCCCCAGAAGGACCAGGCCACGUCCCAAAGAUCUCGAGCGCAUAGGCCACUCCCCUUGAAGUCCAGGUCCAACUCCUGGAUGACCAGGCACAGCUGUUGAGCAGCCGGGUGGUGCUGAUCAUGCCCCUCUAGGCAAGACUCCGCCCCUUAGGGGGUCUAAUCCCGCCCCUUGAGGCUUAGGUCCCGCCCCCUGACUGCUCUCACCUGUCCUGUUUGAGGGACCAGGCUCGGCCCUGCCUCCUCGGGCUCAGGCCCCGCCCUUCAGGAUCAGGCCCCGCCCUUCAGGAUCCGCCCCCAGGAUCCUGGGCUUGUAGUCCACAGGCCACGUCCCUGCAGAUCCAGGCCUCCAGGCCUUGCCCACUGAGCCUUCGAAGGACCUAAGACCCAACUCUGACUCAGGGUCCACACUCUACUGGCUGAACCCCUGGCUGUUUUCUAAAUUGAGGACUUGAAAGCUGGAACCUGAGGUCAGAGCUUUGAACCCGGACAUCACUUACCUGAGACUCUCAGCUCAUAUGGGCAAACGGCUCAAGCAUGAGGCUGCCUCUUGGGCUCAGGGCUGCUUGCUUUUGUUGUUUUGUAAACUCAGACACUUGCAAGCCCCUUCCUUCCUCCCUUGCUCAGAGACUCUUUGCUGAGUGUUCUGUUUUUGUCGAACAAAAGCAAAGGAUGCAGACUUCCCCCACCCUCCACCCUCAGGCUCAGACAGACCCUUACCUGUGGAGCCCCUAGCAUGGGAAUGAGGAACUCUGCAACUGAGCAAAGCUGCGGGAUAGGAGGCUGAAAAGCCAUUUGUCCUAGGACAUAAACUCAGAUUUUUUGGGA